CGCUCCCUACUUCCUCCCCAAGCGAAGCGGAACUCCUCUUCCUCCUCCGCUGAUCCUCCCAAACCCGCGCCCCGAAUCUGCUGCCGCCGCUGCGUCCGUGUCGGCUCUGUCCCGCCGGCGAGGAUGUUGUCGAGGAUCUCCCGCCUCGGCGCCCACGCCCUGAGCCGGGCGAGGCUAGGUCAAAAGUCAGUAAAUUCAAGGAAUCAGGAAGAACCAAUUAGAGCUUGUAUGAACUAUGUGGGUAAUCAUUCUCUAUGUUCCGCCACAGAAGCUAAAGUUAGUGACAGGAGCGAACAGCCGAAAGCUAAGAUAUCUGUGACAUUUGUUGAUAAGGAUGGCGAUGAAACAGUUAUUAAUGUUCCUAUUGGGAUGUCAAUGCUGGAAGCUGCUCAUGAGAAUGACAUAGAACUUGAAGGAGCAUGUGAGGGCUCUCUUGCAUGUUCUACCUGUCAUGUGAUUGUAACGGACGUAGAGUACUAUAACAAAUUGGAAGAUCCUGAAGAUGAGGAAAACGAUAUGCUGGACCUUGCUUUUGGCCUUACAGAGACAUCUCGCCUUGGUUGCCAAGUAAUUGCAAGCCCUGAACUUGAUGGCAUAAGAUUAGCACUGCCAGCAGCUACCAGAAACUUUGCUGUUGAUGGGCAUGUCCCGAAACCACACUGACUAAGCACUGGGUAUGUUGGAUACCUGCUCAGUUUUGCAGAAUAUGAGAUAUAGUUCUUUUUAUUUUCAUCUUGUUGUAUCUGUAUCCUCAACAUUUAUAUUCUGUAGUCCUUGGCCAUCUGUAGUCCUUGGCAAGACGGCCAUUAAUGUCAACUUGCUUCGCCAAAACAACACUUGGAAAAUGCAUUGCCAUUGCAAUGCUACCAACUUUGCACUUGGAAAAAUCUACCAUCACUUUGUCCA
Hordeum vulgare subsp. vulgare (domesticated barley) is the source of this 906-nucleotide messenger RNA. Its product is annotated as 2Fe-2S ferredoxin-like. The transcript is spliced from 7 exons. Gene Ontology annotation, biological process: P450-containing electron transport chain. The coding region runs from base 124 to 663 and encodes 179 amino acids. The record is from RefSeq and is a predicted model, not a curated record. Gene Ontology annotation, cellular component: mitochondrion. Gene Ontology annotation, molecular function: 2 iron, 2 sulfur cluster binding. NCBI's taxonomy places the organism in Eukaryota, Viridiplantae, Streptophyta, Magnoliopsida, Poales, Poaceae.